Molecule: messenger RNA, 2271 nt
Organism: Brassicogethes aeneus
Lineage: Eukaryota; Metazoa; Arthropoda; Insecta; Coleoptera; Nitidulidae
Source: the annotation of a GenBank genome assembly
CGCGAGUGACACUGACAGAAUAAAGUGAGGUUAUAGAAUACUUUAAAAUGAACAAUUUUCUGAAAAUAUGGGGCCAAACUAAUACAGCGUGGAAAAUAAAACGUUUUAGUACUUCUGCUAAGGAUGUAGAUUUAAGUAAAAUAAGAAAUAUAGGAAUAUUAGCCCACAUCGAUGCAGGCAAAACCACAACAACUGAGAGAAUGUUAUACUACUCGGGGCGUAUACAACAAAUGGGCGAAGUGCAUCACGGCAAUACAGUCACAGAUUACAUGGAACAGGAGAGGGAACGUGGGAUUACGAUUACAUCGGCUGCAGUUACUUUUCCAUGGAAAAAAUAUCAAUUUAACCUACUGGACACCCCAGGGCACAUUGACUUCACUAUGGAGGUCGAACAAACUUUAAAUGUGCUGGAUGGGGCUGUAGUUAUAUUGGAUGCAUCCGCAGGUGUGUUGAAGCGCAGACUUUAACGGUAUGGAGGCAAGCAGAAAGAUAUAAAAUACCCAAAAUUGUUUAUGUAAAUAAAAUGGAUAGAGCCGACGCAGAUAUUGAGGCCUGUUGUGAUUCUGUGAAAAAAAAGUUGGAUUGUCCACCAGUAUUGUUACAAUUGCCUUACUUAAAAGAGGAUAAAUUAGCAGGUGUUAUCGAUGUGUUAAGCUUGCAUUUGGUAACUUAUGGUAAAGACGGUAAACAAUUAGAAAGGGCGGAGUUAACAGAACGUAGUGAUUUAGAAAUAUGGACGCGAGCAAUGGAAGCAAGAAGAAAUAUAAUCGAUACUAUAUCAGGUUAUAAUGAUGAAUUGGCUGAAAUAGUAAUUGAAAAUGAUUCACUGGACAAAAUAAGCACUGAUGAUGUCACUACAGGAAUUAGAAAAGCAACUUUAAGCAAUGUUGUGGUGCCAGUCGUUUUGGGAAGUUCCUACAAAAACAUCGGCGUCCAAUCGCUCAUGGACGCAAUCGUAAUGUAUUUACCGUCACCCAAAGAGCAAAACGGGCGGUUUCAGUGUUUCGAAGACAGCCUAUGCGCGAGAGCGUUUAAGGUGACACACGACAAACAAAAAGGCCCUCUGGUUUUCAUGCGGAUCUACAACGGAAGCAUCGCGAAGAACCAGAAGAUUUACAACAUCCAGCAGGAUAUAACAGAACAAAACAACAGGUUGUAUGUCGCUUACGCAGACGAGUUUAAAGAUGUGGAGAGUGUCGGUGACGGGAAUAUAGCAGUGGUGGCUGGACUGAAGAGGGUUAGAUCCGGGGACUUGGUGUGCAGUUCCAGUGGAGCCUGCCAAAAAGCCAAAACGAAAAUGUUGAAAUCCCUCGGCAGAAAAGAUGACGCCACCAUAGAUGAUCUCUUUGGUAGAGGUGCUAAAGUGCCGGAACCAGUGUUCUUUUGCUCCAUAGAGCCUCCUAGUCUUGCCGCUCAAACGGCUCUGGAACAAGCAUUGGAGGAGUUGCAAAGGGAAGAUCCCAGUCUUAGAGUAACUCACAAUGAGGAAACUGGGCAGACUGUGUUAGCUGGCAUGGGCGAGUUACACUUGGAGAUCAUCAAGGACAGAAUUCUCAAGGAGUAUAAAGUGGACGCUGACCUUGGGCCUUUGCAAAUAGCCUACUGGGAAUCUCCUUUGGAAAGAGUUACGAAUAAACACACAUAUGAGACCAAAAUCGGCACUAGCAAGCAAAGUGUAACUGUUUCUCUAUCAGUUAACCCCGUGGGGAAUAAGGAGGUUAAAAGGGUUCUGCGGUUUGAUAAAUCGGCUGAUGCCAGUAGUAACAUCGCCGGGAUACACCCUAAACAUAUGGUCGCCAUUAAAACAGGCGUAGAUGUGGGUUUAAUGCACGGGCCCAAAAUUAGUUCACCGGUUGUUAACACGGAAGUCGUGUUGCAUUGGUUUGAAGCCGGAAGAGGCACAUCCAGCUCCAUGAUAACCGCUACAGUCACCCAAUUGGUGCAAAAACUUUUAAGGGAUUCUGGAUCGGACAUCCUCGAACCAAUAAUGAACCUGGAAGUCGUAGUACCUGACGAAUAUUUAUCUACCAUUUUAGCCGAUCUAUCCAGAAGAAGAACAUCCGUAAAUAACGUAUUUAUACGCGGUAAUUCCAAAGUCGUUUCGGCACAUUGCCCCUUAUCAGAAUUAAAAGGUUAUUCCACCAUUUUAAGAACCCUUUCAUCUGGUACAGCCACUUUCACUAUGGAGUUUUUGGAGUACCAAAAAAUGUCUUCUGUCGAAGAGGAAAAAGCCGUCAAGGAAGUCAGGGGGUUUUAGUUAUUGAUUGUUGU